This is a messenger RNA of Staurois parvus, 390 nucleotides long. Lineage: Eukaryota; Metazoa; Chordata; Amphibia; Anura; Ranidae. The record is from the annotation of a GenBank genome assembly.
AUGCCACCUGCCAGUGCCCAUCAGUGCCACAUCAAUGCCACAUAUCAGUGCCUACCAGUGCAUAUCAAUGCCACAUAUCAGUGCCCAUAUGAGCUGCCUUUCAGUGCCACCUAUCAAAGCCAGUCAGCGCCACCCAUCAGUGCCACCUAACAGUGCCAGUCAGUGCUGCCUAUCAGUGCCAUAUAUGAGCGCUGCCUUUCAGUGUCCAUCAGUGAUGCAUGUCAAUGCCCAUCAGUGCCACCUACCACCUAUCAGUGCCCAUCACUGCAGCCUCAUUAGCGCACAUCAGUGAAGGAGAAAAAUCACUUAUUUACAAAAUUUUAUAACAGUAAGUAAGAAAAAAAAAAAAAAACGUUUUUUUUCAUAAUUUUCAGUUUUUGGUUUGUUUAG